GUGUAAGCAUCACCAGAACACUCUCAAGCCAACUCCGACAAAUCCGCCCUCUCUUCUUUCCUAACGAGAAGAGAAAGACGAACCAAUGUGCCGCCUUUACGUUCGCAAUAUGAUCUUUUAUAUUGGCCACCACGUAGAGCAUUUCGUUUGCUGUCAGAUACGUGAUCUCUGCUCUCACUCCACGACAAGAUUCUUGGCUUCCUCUUCUCCCAGAAGCCACUCUUCCUUUUCGCACCGUCAUCUCUCUGUGAUAGAAAACCACGCUUCUUCCCCACCUGCUAUCUUUUAGGUUUCUAAAGUUGGUGCAGUGCAGCAGAUGAGUUCUUACCUGUCUAAAGUUGAAUUCCUCGAUCCUUCAUCUUCUUUUGCAGCAGAAUUAUGAGCCUCGGUUGCUUGUGUGCUUUGCUUCUUGAGGGGUUUUGCACCUUUGAGCUCUGCUUUAAUCCAGUAAUACUUCUUAAGCUUAAUUCGAGCUCAGAGUUGGUUGCAAUAGUAGGGGGAUGAUGCAUCAGCAGUUUGAGAUGGGGAGGUCAUCUGAGCUCCUGAAGGUGGUGUCAUGGCUUUGUUUGGUGGGGGGUGUGUGUGGGAUUGGUGCCAACUGGGGAACACAGGCGAGCCACCGGCUGCCGCCGCGCACGGUGGUUCAGAUGCUCAAGGACAAUGGAAUCCAGAAGGUGAAGCUGUUUGAUGCAGAGGAUAGGACUCUGAGUGCCCUUGCCAAGACCGGGAUUCAGGUGAUGGUGGGGAUUCCCAACGACAUGCUGGCUGGCCUUGCGGCCGACGAGAAGACGGCGGGGAGAUGGGUGUCGAAGAAUGUCUCGAAAUAUAUCAACAAUGGAGUUGAUAUCAGGUACGUGGCUGUUGGUAAUGAGCCUUUCUUAGAGACAUACAAUGGGACUUUUCUCCGAUCGACAUACCCAGCACUUCAAAAUAUCCAAGCAGCUCUUAUCGCAGCUGGAUUGAGCAACCAGGUCAAAGUCACAGUCCCUCUCAAUGCUGAUGUCUAUGGGUCAUCAAGCGAUAAACCUUCUGGUGGAGAUUUCCGCACGGACAUCCAUGAUCUCAUGCUUUCUAUCGUCAAAUUCCUUAAUGACAAUGGUGCUCCCUUUACCGUCAAUAUUUACCCGUUCAUCAGUCUCUACAACGAUCCCAAUUUUCCUGUGGACUAUGCAUUCUUUGAAGGUUCUCCAACCCCUAUAGUUGAUGGCACAAUUACGUACAGUAAUGUGUUUGAUGCGAACCAUGAUACUCUCAUAGCGGCACUGCAGAAGAAUGGCUUCGGGAAUGUAUCUAUCAUUGUUGGUGAGAUCGGUUGGCCCACCGAUGGAGACAUAAAUGCAAAUCCACUGUUUGCUCAACGAUUCAAUCAGGGUUUCAUGAACCAUAUUUCAAAUAGCAAUGGCACACCACUGAGACCUGGACCUAUCGAUGCCUAUCUGUUUAGUUUGAUCGACGAAGAUGAAAAGAGUGUCCAGCCAGGUAAUUUUGAGAGGCACUGGGGUAUUUUUGCCUACGAUGGCAGUCCAAAAUAUCAGCUAAAUCUCCGCACGGCAUCAAAUUCUAGUACACUAAUUAGAGCAAAGGAUAUCAAAUAUUUGGACAGGAAAUGGUGUGUGCUGAAGCCUUCAGCUAAUCUUGAUGAUUCUGAGAUUGCGCCAAGUGUGAGCUAUGCAUGUGGAAAAGCAGAUUGCACAAGCCUUGGAUAUAAGACAUCAUGCGGGGAUCUUGAUGUGCGAGGAAACAUUUCAUAUGCAUUCAACAGCUACUACCAGAAGAAUGGCCAGGAUGACAGGGCCUGUGGAUUCUCAGGCUUGGCGACCAUCACCGAGAAGGAUCCGUCGACUACAACCUGUAAAUUCAACAUCAUGAUUGAUGUUGGUUCUGGAACAUCAUGGAAAACACGAACACAGAUGGAACUCAGCCUUAAUUUCUUUUGGUAUAUGGUUCUUCCAUUUACACUGGCAUUAGUGUGAAAUAUGUACUGCUAUAUUGCCAUUCCUGAAUCGUAGUUGUAAUUAUGUUCUAGUGACAGGAGUAUUCAUUUACAUUAUAA
Messenger RNA from Musa acuminata subsp. malaccensis (wild Malaysian banana), 2053 nucleotides. Its product is annotated as glucan endo-1,3-beta-glucosidase 6. Gene Ontology annotation, cellular component: plasma membrane. Gene Ontology annotation, biological process: carbohydrate metabolic process. Lineage: Eukaryota; Viridiplantae; Streptophyta; Magnoliopsida; Zingiberales; Musaceae. The record is from RefSeq and is a predicted model, not a curated record. Gene Ontology annotation, molecular function: hydrolase activity, hydrolyzing O-glycosyl compounds.